CACCGCCAGCAGUUCUAACGAGACAAUGGCUGGAAUGGACUUCUCGAUGCCAAAGGAGCUCGUGUUCGACGCAAUCGUGGUGGUGGAGGAGCGGAAGUUCCACGUGGGGAAGCAGUAUCUCGCCACACAUUCGCGGGUCUUCCAGUCUCUGUUCGCCACCCCGGGAGAUCCAGAGAUCACAAUUCAGGACGUCUCUUCCGAGGAUUUCCUCAAAUUCCUCGAAUUCAUGUACCACAACACGGAUCAAAUCACAGCACAGAAUGUGGAGUCGCUUCUGACGGUUUCUGCACGGUUUGGCGUGGAUUUUGUGAUGGCUCGCUGCGAAAAUUGGCUCUCACUCGAUGAGUCAAUGGAUUUCUCGCUUCGUCUCCAGCUCGCCGAGACGUACAAAUUCUGGAAUCUCUUUGACAAACUUCUGGAGACGUUGCAAAGCGAAGCCGACUGUCAGCAAGUGAUGAAAAUGCGAUUCCCACCGAAGUUGGCCAGUCAUUCGAUGAUGGCGUUGUGUCGCCGAGCUGCUGCUCUCGCCAAGGAAGCUGCAAAGCCAGAAGGAGCCGGAGCACAAAUCACCGAGGAGGAGCUCGACCGGACUAUGAAGAUGCUCGCUCCAGCAGAAGAUGACCAUUCUCAGAUGGAGCUCACAGUUCCCGACGACAACGCUUCCGGAAGCUCUGGAACUCUCGGAGAUUCUGAGGACACUGGUGCUGAGCUCGUGGAGCCGGAACUCUCAAGGAUCCUUCAGAGGACGUUCGUGGUGCCGAGAAGAUCGCGGAAGCUGUCUGUGCCAGAGCCGGAGGAGUACGAGGAGGACGGCUUCUCGGAAACUCUGGAGCUGUUCCAGGAGGAGGCACGCAGCUGCCACGACGAUACAAUCACGCUGGAGUGAUGGAUAAGAAGAUAAUUUUCAUGUCAAAUAAUUUCGCCAUAUUUUUUAUUAGUAUAUUUAAAUUUUCAUCGUGUACAUAUUAGACUAUUUCAAGUUAUUUUUGUGAAUUCAUAAAUCGGGUCGCAACUUGA
Caenorhabditis elegans is the source of this 1017-nucleotide messenger RNA. It is a transcript of the gene Y54F10AM.11, whose product is annotated as BTB domain-containing protein. Bases 26 to 886 code for a protein of 286 amino acids. NCBI's taxonomy places the organism in Eukaryota, Metazoa, Nematoda, Chromadorea, Rhabditida, Rhabditidae. The transcript has 2 exons. The record is from RefSeq and is marked reviewed.